Molecule: messenger RNA, 2065 nt
Organism: Dimorphilus gyrociliatus
Lineage: Eukaryota; Metazoa; Annelida; Polychaeta; Dinophilidae
Source: the annotation of a GenBank genome assembly
AUUUUGAAAUAAACGACGGCGAAGUCCUCAAUUUCACAAGAGAACGUUUUCAUGAAUUCUACUUGAUAAUCUGUACUUUAAACUUAUGGAUUGUGAUCAAGAAGUAGCUGUCGUGAUAGACGCCAGCAAAAUUAAGGUGUCGGAAGGCAUAUCACUACUAAGUGAAAUAUGGAAAGAUAUUGGAAUUAGUGGUUCUAUCAGAACAGAAAGAUUGAAGGCCGUGAAAAAUCAUAUUGUUAAUAUAGUCGAUGAGAUGACUAGAGAGGAAAGUGAAUUACGAGAUAAGCUUUUGAAAAAUGUAGAAAAGUUGACGAAUGAAGUACAAGAUUUAAAUAAGGAGCUAGAUCUUGAAAUAGUGACUCCGUCAGAAGAAUUAACAAUUCUCCAAUUGGAAAAAGAACUCAGAAGAAAGAGGGAUGAUUUGGGAAAAAUAAAGCAACAACGAAUGAAAGUUGCAGAAGAGCUUAAAGAAGAGGAUCAAAAGUAUUGCAAUAUGCUUGUGACUACUCCCUACUACCUACCAUCCAAUUCUAUACCGACAUUGAACCAACUAGAAGAGCUGGAGCAACACAUCAAAAAGUCAAAAAUCGACUACGAUCAAAGACUGGCUACUUUUCAAGAUUAUCGCUCUAACAUAAAAAAGCUUUUGGACAUUUUAGAAAUAACCGCAAAUGAUAGCUUCCAAAGUGAAAUAAUUAAUGAAGAUGUAUCUGAGUUUUGCUUGUCCAGAGAAAACCUUCAACGUGUUCAUCGACUGGAAUUAGAUUUGGAAAACCAAAAACAAUCCAAUAUAAAACAAGCAAAGAAUCUUCGCGAAAAAUUGGAAAGUUUGUGGAAUCGUUUGCAAAUAGGAGAAGAGGAACGUGGAAGGUUUUGCUCUUUCCAUACUGGAUUUAAACCAUCCACUUUAGUGGCAUUAAGAAAGGAAAUAGACAAAUAUGAAAUUCUUAAAAAAGAAAAUGUAUCCAAAGUUAUAGAAGCCACAAGAAGUGAACUAGAAAAAUGGUGGGAGAAAUGCUUCUACUCACAGCAACAAAAAUCUUCUUUUGAAGAAUUUUUUAGCAUUGACUUCACCGAAGAAGUGCUGGAGAGGCAUGAAAAAGAGCUAGAAAAGGUCAAAACAUUUUAUCAAGAAAAUGAGUUUAUUUUUCAGCAGAUCCACCAAUAUCAAGCAAUGUGGUGGGAGUAUCUUGAGUAUGAGAGAAGGGCUCAGGAUCCUAAUAGAUACAACAACAGAGGUGGAAAAAUACUCAAAGAGGAAAAGCAUCGUAAAAAAUUAGAGAAGGAACUACCGAAACUUGAAAAUAAAUUACUGUCAGAUGUAUCAGAAUGGGAAUUAAAAAUUGGAAAGAAUAUUCUAGUGGAAGGCGUCCGAUUUGUUGACUUUGUUCAUAUUCAAAAGGAGAAUUAUGAACUGCAAAAACAGAAAGAAAAGGAUAUAAGAAAACAGCAAAAAGAAAAGGAAAUGGAAAAAGAAAUGAGAUAUGGAAGUAAGCCAACCGUAGCCCCAGGGAAGAGGCGUUUUAUGGGAACGACAACUCUUGCAACAAAAUCUCCUAAAAUUCGCAAAGUGUGUCCGCACUUGAAAGCUUAUAUGGCAAUGCUUCAAGCCUUAUUCAUUUGCAUGCUACCUUUUGCCUCCGUUUUGUUUAGAUAUGUGUUAUUCUAUACGUUACAGAAGGACGGUGGCGUUUUGAGCUCCGAAAGCGAAGGUAGCACAGCUGUUUCCAUUAAGAUGAAACAUGAAAAUGAAACCUAUCGUACACCCGGUAGAACACCUGGAAGAAGUCAGGCUGCUCUUACACCUUUAUCUACAAUAAAAGUUAAACCUCGGUUGGGUAUUAAUUAUCCUAAUUCACCAAUGAUUCGAAAGACACCUUUGAAAAACACCACAGCCGUAAGAAAAGUUCUUUCAGAAAAAAAUUCAGAGAUAUCCAAACGAAACAAUGAGGCCUCUAUAGCAUCUGUUCCUAAUUAUGCGGAGUUUGAGGAAGAACUCGCUGAAAAACCUAACUGCCGAAGCAGCGUAAUGCCUGGACAUGACAGAAAAGUGGCAUACUUGUAA